Messenger RNA from Acanthocheilonema viteae, 2145 nucleotides. Lineage: Eukaryota; Metazoa; Nematoda; Chromadorea; Rhabditida; Onchocercidae. The record is from the annotation of a GenBank genome assembly.
AUGUUAGAGUUCUUAUGGGGCGUCAUUGCUGGCGCGAUUUUAAUGCUUUUCGUCAUUUAUGUGUUGCUAUUCAAUCCGUUUGGCGAAAUCUCUCCACACGCAGUAUUUGUUGACCAAUUUCAGCCACUCCACCUUCCUGAGGAAUUAAGACAGUUUUUGAAGAAGGAAGAUGAUGAACGCCAAGUUUUUGAGUGGGAAUCAUGCUUCAAUCUGAGCCUUGUUCUUCAUUUUUUGUUUCAAGAACACAAAGAUACCCGUCGAUUACGAAGAUGGAUUCACAGAAAGCUGCAGCUGGAACUUAGUGAUCUAACUACUCGAAAUACUGCUGGUCGUCUCAUACAGGAUAUUCGUAUUAGGGACUUAUCGAUUGGCUCCAGAUCUCCGGUCAUCAAAUCAGUACGUGUGGAGGACUAUGAGUUAUCUGAAGAUGAGAAUUUCAAAACAUUAAAGCUGCUUGUUGAUGUAGAUUACAGCGGAGGUUUUCAAUGUUCUGUUGAUGUUGGUAUGUUGUUUGGGCGAUUUGCGCAGCUAUCGAUCAAGCUUACUCGUCUUUCUGGCAAAAUUCGGUUGAAACUGAGUCGUGAGCCUUUUACUCAUUGGGUCUUUGCAUUCGUUGAUAUGCCGACACUGGAAUUCCAAAUUGAUUCACAGUGGCAAGGCAAACAAGUGAAACAUCUCAUACCUUUCAUCACACAGAAAUUUAGACGUAUGGUUCAACGCAAGCAUGUUUGGCCAAACUACAAGAUUCGAUAUCGUCCUUUCUUUCCUAAUCCUUUAUAUCAACCUUCUCCAUCUAUAGGUGCUUUUGAAUAUAUUAAAACAACGGGUCUAUUAGAAGUUACGGUUUUACGAUGUACAAGACUGAAUACUGCAUUGGUCGGCGACGAAAAUUCCGAGGUUUUCUGUGUUGUGUCUGUAGAUCAUCGACCAAUAAUGCAGAAUGCAGGCAGAAGUUCAACACGAUGCAUCACCGUAUUAUUAAAUUUUAGUCGGCACGGUAUCAGUGAGUCGAUUGGAUUAACAUUUUCUAAACUCAUUUCCAACACAGGAGUCAGAUCCGUACAAGUUUCAACUGUGGAAAAUUUUUCUUCUGCUGAAAGAUGUGGUUUUAAAGCAGGUGAUGUGGUUGUUGCUGUAAAUAACGUUCCAGUUACGAGUGAGCGUCAACUAAACAAGUUACUUUCCGGCACUUCGAGUGAGCUAAGUGUUUUAGUUGAUCGGAUGAUUUAUGAAGAAGAGAACACGUCACUUAGUACACUAAAUAAUGGUGGAGAUGAUUCAGCUUCUCUUAGUGAUUUCGACGAGAUUAGUGUCUCUGAAAUCUUCGAAAAUAUGGCGAGUAAAAGUAGGCAAGUGGAAGUGCUGGAGAAAGGUAGCCGCCGACGUAGUCGGAGUGCAACAAUAAUCAGUUCAAAUGUAAUGCCAAAUGACUUUACGGUCGAUGUUUUAAAAGAUGGGAAAAUGUUCCUUUCACACACAGAUGAUUUUUCGGAAAUAUCGAAACCAAAUCUAAUGAAGAUGGCACAAGCUGAAACUGAACGUGACUCUAUUGUAAGGAAACGUGUCCGUAUCAGGCGUGCAAGAUCUGAAGCUGAAAUAACAAAAACUGGUUGUUCUAACAGAGAAAAACUGAAGCCGUUAUUCACCAGUAUUGAAAAUUUGUUUUACUAUGCACAUAAGGAAACUGAAAAAACGUUAACGAAUAUGACUGAAAAUUACGUUAUGGUAUCUGAAAUAAGCAAGGAAAAAGGUGGCAGCAUUGGCAGUUUGAAUGCUGAUAUUUCUGCUGAAAACAGCACAAAAGAUUUUCAGCGAAGUCCUUCUCGAAGGCAACGAUUUCAGGCUCGAGCAGCAGAAAUGGCAGCAGCGGGAAAAGCUAGAAUGUCUGACCUUUGGUACCGACAUAGAGAUGGUGGUUCUGGUGCUGAAGUUGCAGUUGAUGCAUUAUCACAACAUGAUAUUGGCCUGACCCUUCCACGUACUUCACUUCCCACAUCAAGCGUAGAGAGGAGAAAAAGAAGUCCUUUCUUUAAAACAAAAAGGUCGGUUCCUACGCAAAAUGAUGCACGUGGUUGUGAUUUGUCGAAAGUUCCUCCAAAACUACUGACCACAAAGUCAUUGGCGACGGGCGAAGUUCGUUUUUAA